Messenger RNA from Hevea brasiliensis (rubber tree), 438 nucleotides. RefSeq lists its product as uncharacterized. The record is from RefSeq and is a predicted model, not a curated record. NCBI's taxonomy places the organism in Eukaryota, Viridiplantae, Streptophyta, Magnoliopsida, Malpighiales, Euphorbiaceae. The coding region runs from base 1 to 438 and encodes 145 amino acids. The transcript has a single exon.
AUGCCAUCAUAUGAUAAGUUUCUAAAGGAGAUCUUAUCGAACAAGAAAAGAUUAGAGGAUUAUAAAAUUGUUGCACUUACUGAGGAGUACAGUGCUAUAUUGCAGAAUACGCUUCCCCCUAAGCUUAAAGAUCUUAGAAGUAUCUCUAUUCCAUGUCACAUUGGAGAGACAAGUAUUGAAAGGGCAUUGUGUGAUCUUGGAGCUAGCGUGAGUUUGAUGCCAUUCCCAAUUUAUGAAAAGUUAAAAGUAGGAGAUCUAAAGCCCACCACCACUUCUUUGCAGUUACCAGAUAGAUCCAUCAAAUAUCCAAUGAAAAUUUUGGAGAAUGUGCCAUUAAUAGUUGAGAAGUUUUUCAUUCUAGAGGAUUUUGUUGCACUAGAGAUAAAGGAGGAUGUAAGUUUACCCAUCAUACUUGGAAGUGAAGGAACAGAAGCUUGA